AUGAUCCCCGAUGAAGACUUGCCGAUGAAGAUGACCCCUUUGCCGAAGAAGAAGACGAUGAUGACGAUGAUGAAGACGAGGACGACGAUUUGCCCGGUGGAGCCGAAGCGAACCGGCGAUGAAGCUGAUUGCAACCCCGUGCCCGUAUUUCCCCCCACCACCUCGAAGUUGAUGGCGUCACGCGCUCACCCCGCGCGCCCUCUCUACGACGAGAGCUACUCGACGUCGAUGCUACGCGCUCACCCCGCACGCCUCUUGAUGGCGAGACCCGCCCGUCCCCGCCGCUCCGGAGAUGAGCAGCCGCUUGCUGAGAUGGAGAUGAAGACGACGCCCUCCCCCCGUGUGUCUUGA
Molecule: messenger RNA, 351 nt
Organism: Trametes versicolor FP-101664 SS1
Lineage: Eukaryota; Fungi; Basidiomycota; Agaricomycetes; Polyporales; Polyporaceae
Exons: 1
Coding region: 1-351 (116 amino acids)
Source: RefSeq, a predicted model, not a curated record